GAGGAGAGCCCAAUGGGGACGGAGAGAGCCGAUUGGCUGGAGAGCCGAGCCGAGUGCGGAUGGAGAGAGCUGAUUGGCUGGGAGAGCCGAGACGAGUAUGGACGGAAAGACCUGAUUGGUGGGGAGAGCCGAGGGGGAGCGGAACCGAUCGGCUGAGAGAGCCGAGUGCGGAUGGAAAGAGCCGAUUGGCUGGGAGAGCCGAGCCUAGUGGGGAUGUAGAGAGCUGAUUGGCUGGGAGAACCGAGUGGGAGUGAAAGGAGCCGAUUGGCUGAGAGAGCCGAGCCGAGUAUGGACGGAAAGACCCCAUUGGAGAACAGAGCCGAGUGCGGACGUAGCCGAUUGGGAGUGGAAAGAGCUGAUUGGCUGAGAGAGCCAAGCCGAGUAUGGACGGAGAGUGCUGAUUGGCUGAGAGAGCCGGGUGGGCGUGGAAAGAGCCGAUUGGCUAAGCGAGCCGACCCAAACCGAGGUCGGCCUGAUCCGAUUGGCCCCGAGCGCCGCCGGAAGCUCCGGCCGCAGCUCCGAAGAUGGCGGCGCCCAUGUCGGACCCCCGGUGCUCUGUGUGCGCAGCCGCCGCUCCGUACACGUGUCCGCGCUGCGGCCUCCGCGUCUGCUCCGUGCGCUGUUACCGGAGCCACGGCGCAUGUGCAGAAGCGUUCUACCGAGAUCAGGUGCUGCAGACGCUGCGGUCCGAGCGGGGCCCCCCUCCGGGCCGGGCCCGUGUGGCCUCGGCCGUGACCCGGCUGCAGGAGCUACGCGAGCCCGAGGAUCCACCGGGGCCUGGUCCGGCCGAGCUCUGGAGCAGCCUCACCGCGGCGGAACGGGAGGGGUUCCUGCGGCUGCUGCACUCGGCGGAGGCCUCGGCGGUGCUGCCGCCGUGGAGGCCGUGGUGGCGGCGACCGGAACCGUGCGAUGACCCCGAACCGGCUCCGUCCGCACCGGUCCCCGCUCCGCCCCCCCCGCCCCUCGCAUCGCUCCGUUCGCAGCCGCCGUCUCCGCUGCUCCGGUUCCAGGUCCCGAACGUGCUCCUCGGGUACGUGCUGGCUCUGAGCGCGCACCGGGGGCUGGAGGAGCUGCUCCCAGAGCUCCCCGCGGCCGCCGUGGCCGCGUCCGCCGCUCUCCGCUCCCGGUGCGCGCUCCCGAGCACGGCUGCGGCCAUCGAGGCCGCGCUCGGGGACGCGCAGGCCGCGGGGCUGCCCCCGGGCCCGCUGGGCCGCGCAGGCGCAGUCCGCGCAGUGGCGGAGCUGCUGGAGGGGGGGGGCGGGGCCGACGCCGAGGCUGCGCUUGCGCACUUGGAGCGGCUGCUGCGCGCGGGGGAGGGGCGCGCCGAGAGCGACUUCCGGUCGCGGUUCGCGCGCGCGCGCCGGAAGUGCCGUUUCCUGCGCGCGUGGAGCCGAGAGAGCGCGGGAACCGUGGGGGGGAUGGGAGCGGAAGUGAGGGAGGUGCUGAGGGGGAUGGGGGAGGGAAUAGGUAAUGAGGGAUCAUGA
Molecule: messenger RNA, 1484 nt
Organism: Melopsittacus undulatus (budgerigar)
Lineage: Eukaryota; Metazoa; Chordata; Aves; Psittaciformes; Psittaculidae
Gene: ZNHIT2
Product: zinc finger HIT-type containing 2
Exons: 1
Coding region: 525-1484 (319 amino acids)
Source: RefSeq, a predicted model, not a curated record